GAAGCAAACAAGGAUCUGCCUACUGUGAAAAACACCAUGAUUGCAGGCACAUAUUAUGUAACUAAGUAUCUGGGUUCAGCUGCUUUAGUAAUGGGGCUCUAUGAGAAGGCCCAGGAGAUAUUGAUGAAAGAAAGAAAUGUUCAGGAUUGGAUUUGAAGCAAACAAGGAUCUGCCUACUGUGAAAAACACCAUGAUUGCAGGCACAUAUUAUGUAACUAAGUAUCUGGGUUCAGCUGCUUUAGGCUGUAAGACGUCAGUUUGCUCUUUGUGCUGGCUUGCUGCAAGAAAAUGGAUCCUUAUUUACUGGCUAUCAUUUUCAUGGAUGCCCAUAAUAGCAAAGACAAAUUUAAUCAUGCUUUGGGUUAUGCAUAUAUACUCACGCACCCCGGAAUACCUUCUGUCUUCUAUAUAUGACCACUUCUAUGAUUCGGGUGAUUCCAUUCAUGAUCAGAUUGUGAAACUGGUACAGCAGUAUGGCUAGCUAGUUCUUUUAUUAACUUGUGUCUAGUAGAAAUUCUUCCUUGUUUAAGCAUUUGGAUUUGUCUGCAUAUCCAAAUUAGUAGAUAUGGGUCAUUUUGAAUCGAUAUUCAUGAUUAGAUUUGUGUACAU
Rosa chinensis is the source of this 609-nucleotide messenger RNA. RefSeq lists its product as uncharacterized. The record is from RefSeq and is a predicted model, not a curated record. The transcript is spliced from 5 exons. Bases 137 to 481 code for a protein of 114 amino acids. NCBI's taxonomy places the organism in Eukaryota, Viridiplantae, Streptophyta, Magnoliopsida, Rosales, Rosaceae.